Molecule: messenger RNA, 976 nt
Organism: Elephantulus edwardii (Cape elephant shrew)
Lineage: Eukaryota; Metazoa; Chordata; Mammalia; Macroscelidea; Macroscelididae
Gene: CNPY3
Product: canopy FGF signaling regulator 3
Exons: 6
Coding region: 1-843 (280 amino acids)
Cellular component (GO): endomembrane system
Molecular function (GO): signaling receptor binding
Source: RefSeq, a predicted model, not a curated record
AUGGAGUCGCCGCCUCGGUGCGCGCCCCAGCCUGGGCCCCGCUGCCUUCUGCCUCUCUGCCUGCUGCUGCUGCUGCUGUCGACCUCGGAGCUGGGCCUGAGCCCGGCUGGAGCCGAAGAGACCGACUGGGUCCGUUUGCCCAGCAAAUGCGAAGUGUGUAAAUAUGUUGCCGUGGAGCUGAAGUCUGCCUUUGAAGAAACCGGCAAGACUAAGGAGGUGAUUGACACAGGCUAUGGCAUCUUGGACCGGAAGGCCUCUGGUGUCAAAUAUACCAAAUCGGACUUACGGUUAAUUGAAGUCACUGAAACCAUCUGCAAAAGGCUCCUGGACUACAGCCUGCACAAGGAGAGGACCGGCAGCAACCGAUUCGCCAAGGGCAUGUCGGAGACCUUUGAGACGCUGCACAACCUGGUGCACAAAGGAGUCAAGGUGGUGAUGGACAUCCCCUAUGAGCUGUGGAAUGAGACCUCAGCGGAGGUGGCCGACCUCAAGAAGCAGUGCGACGUGCUGGUGGAGGAGUUCGAGGAGGUGAUCGAGGACUGGUACCGGCACCACCAGGAGCAGGACCUGACCGAGUUCCUCUGUGCCAACCACGUGCUCAAGGGAAAGGACACCAGUUGCCUGGCAGAGAAAUGGUCCGGCAAGAAGGGGGACACAGCCGCCCUGGGAGGGAAGAAGUCCAAGAAGAAGGGCAGCAAGGCCAAAGCCUCAGGCGGCAGGAGUGGUGGCAGCCAACAGCGGAAGGAGCUUGGAGGCCUCGAGGGCGAUCCUGGCCCCGAGGAGGAGGAGGAGGGCAUCCAGCAGGCCUCCCCCCUCACACACAGCCCCCCUGAUGAGCUCUGAGCCUCACCCGGUGCCCCCUGUGCGAAGGGCGUAGCAGAGAUCCCCAAUCUGGAAGUGGAAGAGGCUGGGGCAUGGCUCCAGUGGGCAGAGACAGCCUCCCCAGGCCCAGGGCCCCCCUGCCUCGGCUGUGCCC